GAACUUCAACACAAAGUACUACGCGAACUACUCGACGGCCGCCUCCACUUAUCUCCAGUGAUCAGGCCGGCAAGAGCCCUCGAUGUAGGAACAGGACCUGGGUCUUGGGCAUUGGUCUGUCUGUCCCGACACCCGGAAUGUGACGUCGUCGGCAUAGACAUAGACCCCGUGCGGCCUCCGUCGGCGGUACCAAACUGCCGCUUUCUCGUCAUGGACGCCACCGAGGAUUGGGCAUUUGAGGAGAAAUUUGACUUCAUCCACGUACGGAUGGUGGGCGACUUGCCCGGCAAAAACAAGCUCAUUCAGUCCAUCUUCGAAAAUCUGAACCCUGGCGGCUGGGUCGAAUUCACCGAGUGGAUAGUGCUCUUACAGUCGCCGGACCACUCAUUUGACGGUAGCGCAUUUCACAAGUGGAACUGCCUACUGCUAAAAGGCAAGUCGGGCGCCUCACUAACGCGUGCAUUAGGCCUCCGAAAACUCGGCAGUUCCGUAUUCUAUCCAACGGAAUACAAGGCGCUGCUCCAAAAGGCCGGGUUCGACCAUGUGACCGAAAGGAAACACGCCGCCAUGACGAACCCUUGUUACCCGGGCAAAAGCAUGCAGAGACUCGGCGCCCUGAUGACGUCCAACUGGAUGGGUGUGAUCGAGCCGUUAUCCGUGCCUGUGUUUGCGAGCUUGGGCUGGUCGCCGGAGAAGACGAAAUCGCUACUCGUGGAUGUGCGGAAGGAGAUCAGCGACCCUCGCUUCCAUUCAUUCAUGACGUUAAUGACCGUGUACUGCCAAAAGCCGACGGAGGAAUAACACAGGAUAGGCCGGCCCCGUGUGGGGGAGUUUUUAAUAGAUCGGGAUUACGCCGUAUGGAGUUUGGUCCGGUGGAGCAUGCGGGCGGGCGGGAUGCUACCCACUCUGCUGCCGCAGCAUGCGCCAGCAUGAACGUUGUGUGAGGUGUACAACAUGACUCUAAUGCAACCAGAGUUCCAAUUCCAUACAACCUUCUCAUGUGGCAACCAAUGAGAGAACUUCAACUAUCGGAGGCUACGACGCCGCAUCGUGGCUUCAGCGGCGCGCGAUAAGACCCAACCCCCAAAAUGCCUUCAUUUCUUUAAGGAGCAGACCGCCCAUCAUUGGGCGAUUGGGGAUGCGAUUGGAACGGGAUGUAGAUGCAGUCGCGGAGACAUCGUGGACCUGCCACUACGAGUAAGGGAGCUGAUCCCAGCAGACUUCGGUCACUU
Pseudomassariella vexata is the source of this 1232-nucleotide messenger RNA. RefSeq names its product TAM domain methyltransferase. The record is from RefSeq and is a predicted model, not a curated record. The annotation marks the transcript as partial. The transcript has 4 exons. NCBI's taxonomy places the organism in Eukaryota, Fungi, Ascomycota, Sordariomycetes, Amphisphaeriales, Pseudomassariaceae. Gene Ontology annotation, molecular function: methyltransferase activity.